GCGCGCGCGCGGCGCCGAGGACGGCGGCCCUGCCCCUCCCGACCUGGGGCCCGGGGGCCGUCCCGGGCGGGAGCCUCAGGACCCGGCACCCCGAUCCGCACCCCCACGGACUCCAGCCGCGGGGUCCACGUGGACCCUGGGCCGCGGCGGGACGGGAGCCAGUUCCCCGCGCGUGGGGGAGGGGGCGCUGCAAACCGGUUCCCCUUUUUCUGCAGCUCAAAGCCUGGGGAAGUGAUUGCUCAAAGGGGGGGGGGGGGCCGGAAGAACCCAGGUUUCCGCGUCUCCCGCCCCCCGCCCAGCCUGUUGGGGAGGGGCCGAGGCGGGACACCCUGUCCGUCCCCACCCCUGCCCCCUUGGAUCUGGCAGCCACUCACCCUGCGAGGCGCAGGGGAGGCACUGCGCCCCCGGCCCCAGCUGAUCUGGGGCUCCCGGCGCCGGCCUCCCUCCAGAACGCCGCAGGAGUACCUCCUGCCGUCUGACUUGAGUCCCGGCUGCUGCAGUGCACGCCCCUUCGGCAGCCAGGGUGGGGCCCAGAGGGAACCUGGCCUCUCCCGCCCCCACCUCGCCUUUGGGUCGAUGCACAUAGGGCCAGAGGAGGCAGACCAGCCCCCCUCGAUGUCCAGUCAUGACGCGGCCCCCCCGGCUGCCCCCAGCCGCAACCCCUGCUGCUUGUGCUGGUGUUGCUGUUGCGGCUGUUCCUGGAACGAAGAGCGGCGGCGAGCGUGGCGGGCCUCCCGGGAGAACAAGCUGCAGCCCCUCCCCAGCUGCGAGGCGUGCGCCACGCCAAGCCCGGAGGAGGUGCGGAGCUGGGCGCAGUCGUUCGACAAGCUGAUGCACAGCCCGGCGGGCCGAAGCGUGUUCCGGGAGUUCCUGCGCACCGAGUACAGCGAGGAGAACAUGCUCUUCUGGCUGGCCUGCGAGGAGCUCAAGGCCGAGGCCAACCAGCACGUGGUGGAUGAGAAAGCCAGGCUCAUCUAUGAGGACUACGUGUCCAUCCUGUCCCCCAAGGAGGUGAGCCUGGACUCCCGAGUGCGGGAAGGCAUUAACAAGAAGAUGCAGGAGCCUUCGGCGCACACAUUCGACGAUGCGCAGCUGCAGAUCUACACCCUCAUGCACCGGGACUCCUACCCGCGCUUCCUCAGCUCCCCCACCUACCGUGCCCUGCUGUUCCAGGGAAGCUCCCAGUCCUCCAACGAGGCCUAGGCUGCCCACCACAGCGGCACGGACGUGGGACCCCUCUGGUGGGCACAGACUCGGUUACCGGCACCAGUGUGCGUCCGCGGAUGUCCGGCACACCAGCGGGGCCCAGCACCCGAGGGCAGUCCCAGACAGGAGCCCC
This is a messenger RNA of Neofelis nebulosa (Clouded leopard), 1339 nucleotides long. RefSeq names its product regulator of G protein signaling 19 (gene RGS19). The transcript is spliced from 5 exons. Lineage: Eukaryota; Metazoa; Chordata; Mammalia; Carnivora; Felidae. The record is from RefSeq and is a predicted model, not a curated record. The coding region runs from base 577 to 1203 and encodes 208 amino acids.